Ustilago hordei is the source of this 1515-nucleotide messenger RNA. RefSeq lists its product as uncharacterized. Lineage: Eukaryota; Fungi; Basidiomycota; Ustilaginomycetes; Ustilaginales; Ustilaginaceae. The transcript has a single exon. Gene Ontology annotation, biological process: regulation of DNA-templated transcription. Bases 1 to 1515 code for a protein of 504 amino acids. The record is from RefSeq and is a predicted model, not a curated record. Gene Ontology annotation, cellular component: nucleus. Gene Ontology annotation, molecular function: zinc ion binding.
AUGGCGAAAGGCUCAUCAAUAUGGAUCGACCAGCUCGUCUCACUGCUCGGUCUCGACAAGGAGACAGUCAAGACUCAAAUCCUGCCCUUUCUCGACUCAUUCGACGAUGAGACUUUGCUUCGCACGCAUUUGCAAGACCUUGUUGGAACAGACACGGCGCUCGCAAAGUCAUUCCUUCGCGACUUUACACGGUCGAGAUUUCCUCAGCAGGCGGGACAUGCAUCAGGCUCAACAACACCGACUCUGUCAUCCGCGCCUAUGUCUGCGAACCCGAGUGGAAGUGGGAACAAUCAUAGUAGCGCGCAAAGAAAGCGCGCAAAGAAGACACUAGCAGAGCGAGCUGCGAUCGGACAGACACUCGCACCGAGGAAAUUCGAACAUCCUGGCCUUGACCAACAAGAUCAGAUGGCAAAGCUGCAAGAGGCCUUCGGAGGCAUGGGUACUGUGUAUAGGAAAAAGCAGGAUGACCAAGACUUUUUUGCUGGUACGAAGGGCAAGAAGGGCAAACAUGGCCGAGCAAAGGCAGAGCCGUCGACAGGACCUCGCGAGAGUCCUCAGCCAGAGGCCGCACCGUUAAUCGACUCUCAUCCCGCCGAAGCAUCAUAUUCGGCAAACAUCGACGAGCCCUCUUCAUCCAUCUCUCUAUCCAAACCAUCGCCGCCACCAACAGCCGAAAUGCUCGCGAUCGAUGCCGUCGUCGAAGAACUCACUUCCCCCCUUCCCCCCUCAUCCUCAACCUCUUCAUUCAUAGUCAACCGCAGACUGUGCUUCUGCCAAGGCCGUCGUCAUCCCCUCGCACCCUAUGCCCCACUCUGCUACUCGUGCGGACUCAUCCUCUGUUCAGCCAUCCACCCAUCCCCACUCUCCCCCCUCUCCUCAUGUCCAUCAUGCUCCGCCUCACCUCUCCUCUCGACCGCAGCACGAUCCGAUCUAGUCGCCAAACUCACCGCCGAACGAGAAAUUCUCUACGAACAGCAACUUCUUCAGAUCCAACUUCAACGAGAACAGAAGAAACUCAACAAAUCCACCGCCCGCAGUGCUCGGGAAGAAGAAGCUGCACUGUUCCCUCAACUUGGUGCUCAACCCGGUUCCAUUUCCACAGCUACGACAACGGCGUAUGGACACACAGGACCGGUAAUGGGCAAACACGGUGCGCUACAAAAGGCAAGAGCUAUUGCAGCUGGCGCACAGAGAACAGCAAAAGUGCUGAGUCUGGAUAUGAAGACGCACAAGCUGAAACAGCAUACCAAGAUCACAAGGCCAAAAGCGACGGAAGUAGCAAAGGCAGAUGCGGAGAAAGGGAAGGUGGUGGAAGAGGUCGAGCAAGAUCCCUUUGUCGGGUUGGAUGGAUCGGAACUGGUUAGGAACGAUGCUGAUGAUGGGUUGCGUGCGACAGCUGCUGCGGGCGGUGGAAAGGCAAAGGCGGUGGCGAGCGGGACAAAGACGAUCCCAAAACGAAGCUGGACCUUUGCGGGCAAAGAGCUUACUUUGCAGGCUACACCAGCUGUCAAGUAG